Raphanus sativus (radish) is the source of this 885-nucleotide messenger RNA. RefSeq lists its product as uncharacterized. The record is from RefSeq and is a predicted model, not a curated record. The transcript is spliced from 2 exons. Gene Ontology annotation, biological process: proteolysis. Bases 1 to 885 code for a protein of 294 amino acids. NCBI's taxonomy places the organism in Eukaryota, Viridiplantae, Streptophyta, Magnoliopsida, Brassicales, Brassicaceae. Gene Ontology annotation, molecular function: aspartic-type endopeptidase activity.
AUGGUAUAUCACUUCAACGCUUUGGAGAGUCAGGUCGCCUCUAUGCCAUCAUCUUCCAAGAGCUCAAUGGGAUCUCUACCAGGAAAACCAGAAAAGAAUCCCAAGGAGUCUUGCCAUGUUAUCAUCUCUACUACUUCUUCAGAGAUUGGGCUGAACUACGGAAAGGGUCAGGUACAAGCAGAAAGGAAGGUUGAAGCAACAAAUCUGCCGAGAGCUGAGCCUAGGGAUGAGAAACUGGUUGAGAGGAGAGCUGACCAUAAGCUGAAGGCGGUCAAGCUGGAAGAAGCUCCUGAGGUUGAGCUACCACCAUAUGAGGUCCCACUCCCAUUUCCACAAAGGGUCCUCACCCAAGCUCAGAAGAAGGUUAUCUUCAAGUUCAGGAAAGGUCUUAGUGAUGUUGGGGUCAGGCUCCCAGAAAUCUCCGAUAUGCGUGAAGCUCAUGUCCAAAUGAUGCUCAUCAAGGACAUUCUAGACCACCAAGCAGAAGUGGUCGAGCUUUUGGACAUCUCCAUUUUGAAGAUUGAUCCACCAGUCCCUCCACAGUCCCUCCCUAAGCUAGAGUCUCAAGGGAAGUUCACAUUGUCUUGCUCCCUUGGUAAGAUCACUAUGAAUGAUGCUUUGGUUGAUUCGGGUGCAAGUGUGAAUGUGAUCUCAUUGGAAAUGGUGAAAAGUCUUGGUAUUGAGAGCAUGGAGCCAAACACAUCUUCUCUCAUGUUUGGGGAUUCAUCUUCUACAACCCCAAUUGGCCUCAUCAAGGACUUCCCUUUGAAGAUUAGAGAAUGCACAAUUCCUAUAGAACUCACUGUCUUGAAGAUGACCUCACUCCAUUUCUCACAACAGUUGGACCAUGUAUUGAUUUCCCAAACAAGAAGGUCACAUUUCUGA